AUCAUUUCCACAAAGAUUCAGAACCUUUAAUUUCUGCUUUCCAUUUCCCAAUUAGCUGAUGGUGUUCGUGCUUUGCUGAUUAAUUGAAACGGAUUUGUAGCCAAAUUCUCUUAUUUCAAACCAUGUAGAUUUUCCCUGCAUGUUUCUUGAAGUUUCCGCCUCUGUUUCAAGGGGGUUUUAUACAUAACCCUAUUGAUCAGAGUUUGUGAUUCAAAAUUCUUGCAUUUCUUUCAUUUCUUUGAGAAAUUGAGAUACCCUUUUGUUUGUUUGUUCCAAAGCUUGAAUCUUGGGUGGAAUUCCAAUGAGAAAUGGCGUGCCAAUCUGUGCAAAUGUGGAGUUUGAGUGGUUUGGUGGCUGCUUUUCUUGAUCUCACAAUAGCCUACUUGUUGCUUUGCGCAUCAUCUGCUGCUUACUUGACAUCGAAAUUUCUAGGUCUUUUUGGGUUGAAUUUGCCAUGCCCUUGUGAUGGAAUGUUCAUCAAUGUUCAUAGUAGAAGUCUGUGCUUCAACAGGUUGUUAGUUGAUUUCCCUAUUCAGAAAUUGUCAGAUGCUCAGCUCUCUGUUAGGCAGAAAUUCCCAUUUAGCAAUUCUGCAUCUCCUAGAAAGUAUGGUGGUAGUGUUGUUGGUGAUAACUGUGGUGGUUUUGGGGUUAUUGAGCUAGAAGGUGAUGCAUCUUGUAGUUCUUCAAUAUCAGAUGGUAGGGAAAUCAGUUCAAGGACUGGGAAGAUUGAUGUGAAGAGGAAAGGGGUUUUGAGUUAUAGGCCAAAGAGCCGAUUGCGUGGCCGGAAAGGGGCUGGUGGUCAUGGGAAGAAUUCAUUUGUUUUGAGUUCUGAUUUAACUUCUCAUGAGGAGGAGAAGCAUCUUCUUCAUUUUAAUGUGAACAAGAGGGGCAGCUGGUGCUCGGGAGAUGGCUCGCAGUCAGCUGAUGAUGAUGGAAAUCAUAAUCUUGAAUCUCCCAAGAAGAUGAGAGGGAGGAUAAGGACUCUCAGCAGAGACGAAAUGGACCUGUCACCAGACGAAGAUAAGCACAUGAAGGGAAGUGUAGUGUCUGGCGAAGAGCGACAAUAUGAUCAGCAAGAGGUUCAAAGUUGUGGUGAAUUAGAAUAUGAGAAUAACAAAAUCAGGGCCUUACAGAAAGCACUUGAAAGAGAACGUGCUGCUCGGGCUUCUCUUUAUAUUGAUCUUGUAAAGGAGAGAAGCGCUGCAGCUAGUGCUGCUGAUGAGGCCAUGGCUAUGAUUUUGCGUCUGCAGAAUGACAAGGCAUCCGUAGAAAUGGAAGCUCGGCAGUAUCAGAGGAUAAUAGAAGAAAAGUCCGCUUACGAUGGUGAGGAAAUGGACAUUGUACAAGAAAUUCUUAUGCGAAGAGAAAAGGAGAAACUUUUUUUAGAAAGGGAAGUUGAAGCAUAUAGGGUAAUGGUUUCUCAAGGGAACGAACAAUCAACUGGUGAUUUUUCAGAUAGCAAUGAUGCUACACAAAUGUUUAGCCCUCUAAAUGAUCCCAACGACGAUCCAGUUUUAUUUCAGGACCAGCUUGCUGUAUCUUCUGAUGGGAAGGUAAAAUUGGAAAGUAAAUGUGCUGACAACCCUGCUUUAGUAAUAGAAUCGUCAUUUCAACCCCAUGAUGAAAAAUCUAGCUUUGAAAGACGUAGAGACUCGAGUGGAAGCUCUGUUGACAUAUCAGUUCGUAGUAGUUUUGAGAAAAUGGAUCUUCAAAAGGAGGUUAUUAGAACAUGUUAUGAAGCCGAAAAAGCUGAUCCGAAUGAUAAUCCGAGUCUGAAGCAGCAUGAAACAGAUUCGCCUCUUGGAUACAGCGGUUCAUGUGAUCCAACACUGAAUAAAGUCCCUCAGGAUAAAGACGAGCAGUUUCCGGUCAGUAGUUCUCCAAAAGUACGUGAGAUAGACCGUGUGCAAUCUGGAGCUACACCGGAGAGGAUAAAUGAUUCUUAUCUCAAGAAAAGCAAUCCAGAGGUACCUAGUUGUCUUCCACCACUUGCCCGAAGAGGAUCUCAGAGCCUGAGACGUUGUUCGAUGGGACCUUUGGAUAGUGAAAUGCUAAAAAUCGACACUGAGAUCGUUCAACUUCAAGAACGCUUAAAGCGUGUUCAAGAAGGAAAAGAGAAACUUAGCUUCCCUCUGGAGAAUCGAGAAACUAAACAUUUACAGUUAAAUAUGUUGGAGGAUAUAGCACAGCAGAUUCAGGGCAUUCGCUGCCUAACUGAACCUCCAAAAUCUGCAAGACAUGCGUCUUUGCCCCUUAAGGGUUUAUCGAAGAGAAGGAGAAGCAGGAGUGUAUCUUCGGGAUUCCGGAUGAGCUCCGAAGGAUGAUACGGCUGCUUGUAUGACAAAAGUUUAGCCAUAGCGGUGCUACGGGAAGCUGCCCCGUCUAUGUGGGGUGGGAAUUCUCCAGAUGCAAAUAUGAAGGUAUGGUUUUAGGGUAGAAAUGGUAGGAAAUGGAUGAACAGUUCUUUAGCAUGCAAUUUUUUUUAUAGCUUAUUUUAUUAUAGGCUUAGCCAUAUUCACUUUGUAAUAAGCUUAAGUUAAUAAAAGUUUUUGUCUUGAUCCUCUCCUCAA
Molecule: messenger RNA, 2570 nt
Organism: Salvia hispanica
Lineage: Eukaryota; Viridiplantae; Streptophyta; Magnoliopsida; Lamiales; Lamiaceae
Source: RefSeq, a predicted model, not a curated record